Haplochromis burtoni (Burton's mouthbrooder) is the source of this 2078-nucleotide messenger RNA. RefSeq lists its product as uncharacterized. The transcript has 3 exons. NCBI's taxonomy places the organism in Eukaryota, Metazoa, Chordata, Actinopteri, Cichliformes, Cichlidae. The record is from RefSeq and is a predicted model, not a curated record. Bases 1068 to 1535 code for a protein of 155 amino acids.
UGACUUGAAGAAAUGUGUUUAACAUUUAAACCUAUUUCCUGCAUAUAAAAUAACAAUAUUUGUGUUUACGUUCACUCCUUCAAAUAGAUGCAAGUAAAAUACAGCAGGAACGCGUUACCUCACCAUACAUCUGUCUCCUUUCCUCACCUCCUGCUGAGGACUUAGGAAAAGAGAAGUGGAACGACCUCACACUCUCUCUCCUUGACGGUGUGAGGCCGGAUGUCCGCCGUGUUGAAACUACAAACGUGCAUCGUACUCUGUCUCAGCGUGUUCUGUUGUUUGGUGGAGGUCAUAUGAACGAGAACAGCCUGUGUAAAUGUCCUGCACCGCAGAGGCGGGAAUUUUAAAGCCGGAGGAACAUUUAGGGUCAUGGUUAUGGUUAUGUUUUUCAUGAAUGGUCGGAUGGGAUGGCGUUUUCUCCUCUCCUUUCAUCGAGGAUGCUUUGGUGUAUCCUACUCUAAAGGGAGCACUAAAGCUCCUUUCCAUGGAGUUUGGAGAGGUGGAACAGCUCCAAUCAUGGUCACGUAUCUCAGUGAGGAACACGCCCACAGUUUCUGCUGAAGUCAUCGUUACAGCGAGCGACGCUGGUUUCCGCCUGAUGAUGACAUCAGGUGUGUUGUUGUUUAAAACGGGUGCAGUGUACACCUUUUCACACUUUUGAUUCUGUUCACCUGGACGCCGAGUUUUCAGUGGUGGAUCUGCUUCGUCAUUUCAGCCUUACCUGGAUCAUCGGGCAUGCAUCGAGACAGAGGAAUGUUUUUGUACUGUUAAAUAAAGUUUUGAUACAAAGCUUUGAUAAUGAGGAAGAGUCAAAUUUACAUUCAUCCAUUUAUAUACUCGUCUCAGUUCUUCCUGUGGGGGCAGGAGAGUCCAGUACUGCAGUUAUUUCCCACAGAGAAGAAGAGCAGCCGCCAGAGCGGAAGUGAGAAAAAUCAGCGGGAGCGGAGCGGCAUUUCUGUUUGAGUACCGUCGGGUUAAAGGUCACGCCGUCACCGACAAACACACACACAGCCGGGAAGAAACUCCGAGAGCCAACUCUCUGCAAACCAGCGGCUUCCUGCUCGAACAUGGCAGUGCAGGUGCCGUGCCUGUCCUUCCGGCAGCCGUAUGCCGGCCUGGUUCUGGACGGGGUAAAGACGGUGGAGAGCCGCUGGAGGCCGCUGCUCGCUCCACUGGAGAACCAGACGCUGGCGGUCCACGUGGCUCAGCGUGACUGGGAGGGGUCGGAGUGGAGGGCAGUGCUAAGCGGCCUGCUGGGGAUGGACAGUGCUCAGAUUGAGGCACUUCUGGAGUCCGGGGAGCGGUUCGGCCGCGGCGUGGUGGCAGGAUUGGUGGAUGUGGGCCGGACCUGGCUUUGCCCCGCCUCCCUCCAGGGGAAGGACCUACAGUGCCUGGAGCAGUCGGCCGUGGUGAUUGGUCUGCAGGAGAAGCACCUGACUAACCUGUCCAACCCUCGCUGGCUGAAGGCCCCACUGAGAGCUCCGGGAGGUCGUGACCUCUGGACCAUAGAGAUCCCAGCAAAACUGUUACCAUGACAACACAUACGUAACCUACCCCAGCACCGAGGCCGGAGCGACUUCUCUGUCAUAGUACAUUGGUUUUUACAGCUGAUCAUUGAUCUGUGAUCAGAGCGGUGGCGCUGACCUCAGAUCAGGUCACUGUGAUGUCAUCAGCACACCUGAUUUUUGUGGUCGAGCGAGGUCUUCCAUCUCUGAGGGUGGGGUGGGGGUCAGACCAAUGAUCUGAGCUCCUGGGGCCGUCGUCCCGGAGCACCAGAGGCUUCACAGCAGCUUGAUAAAAGUCCAACCUGUCCAGUUCUUUGCUUCUUUGAAAUGAUGGAACCCGUCUAAUCCCAGAUUUUUCGCUGCAAAAUAAGUGAAUGCAUUUCACUCCUUAGACUUGUCCUACUCACUGUAUGUUUAAUUUUGUUGAUGUGUGGGGUUAAAACGGCAACUGUUGCCGGUGGGUUAAUAAGGACACCUUCCAAACGUCCAGUGUUUGUGUAAGUAACCUACCUGUGGUGCUGUUAUCAGGCGGCUGUAUGUUACACUGAAAUUAAAAGGUAAUAUUUUGCUAUG